AUGGACACCCGAUAUCUCCUGGCUCUGCUUCUCAUCCUCCUGGUAUUGGGAUUUGAGGUCCAGGGGACCCAAUUGCUCCAGCAAGAUGAGGCUCCCAGCAGCACGCUGCUCUCCCAGAUGCAAGAUUCACUCAGUGGUUACUGGGAUACAGCCAAAUCAGCGGCCCAUACCCUGUACCAGAAGACAUACGUUCCCGUGGACGAGAAAAUCAGGGACAUGUACAGCGUAAGCACGGCAACUGUGAGCACUUACGUAGGAAUCUUAACUGACCAGUUCCUUUCUCUGCUGAAGGGAGACCUGUAACAGCUGGGCCCCCUAUCGCAGAGAAGGGGAGAGUCCAGACUCCAGCAACUGCUUGGCUCUGUGACUUACCCCUACAUCCUGGCAGCUCCCAGGCAUCCUGCUCCCAGCUUUAGCCUGAUUUCUCAUUAAUAAAA
Pteropus alecto (black flying fox) is the source of this 437-nucleotide messenger RNA. It is a transcript of the gene APOC2, whose product is annotated as apolipoprotein C2. Gene Ontology annotation, molecular function: phospholipase binding; phospholipase activator activity; lipid binding. The coding region runs from base 1 to 303 and encodes 100 amino acids. Gene Ontology annotation, biological process: lipid transport; lipid metabolic process; positive regulation of lipoprotein lipase activity. Gene Ontology annotation, cellular component: very-low-density lipoprotein particle; chylomicron; intermediate-density lipoprotein particle. NCBI's taxonomy places the organism in Eukaryota, Metazoa, Chordata, Mammalia, Chiroptera, Pteropodidae. The record is from RefSeq and is a predicted model, not a curated record. The transcript has 3 exons.